Suncus etruscus (white-toothed pygmy shrew) is the source of this 1271-nucleotide messenger RNA. It is a transcript of the gene SELENOF, whose product is annotated as selenoprotein F. Gene Ontology annotation, cellular component: endoplasmic reticulum lumen. The transcript has 5 exons. Gene Ontology annotation, molecular function: oxidoreductase activity. NCBI's taxonomy places the organism in Eukaryota, Metazoa, Chordata, Mammalia, Eulipotyphla, Soricidae. The record is from RefSeq and is a predicted model, not a curated record.
CCUAGUAAAGCGGGUCUUCGCUGCGCCGGAGACCUUACCGGAAGAUGGGAACGAUGGCGGGCGAGCUAGGGCCACGACUCGGCUCGGCGUUUGGGCUGCGGAUGCUGUUGGCGACGGUGCUGCAAGCGGUGUCUGCCUUGGGGGCUGAGUUUUCCUCGGAAGCAUGUAGAGAAUUAGGCUACUCCAGCAACUUGCUCUGUAGCUCCUGUGAUCUUCUUGGACAAUUCAGCCUGCUUCAGCUAGAACCUGACUGUAAAGGCUGCUGUCAAGAGGAAGCGCAAUUUGAAAGUAAAAAGCUAUAUGCAGGAGCCAUUCUUGAAGUCUGUGGAUGAAAAUUGGGAAGGUUCCCUCAAGUCCAAGCUUUUGUUAGGAGUGAUAAGCCCAAACUCUUCAGAGGACUACAAAUCAAGUAUGUCCGUGGUUCAGAUCCUGUACUAAAGCUUUUGGAUGAUGGUGGGAACAUUGCUGAAGAACUCAGCAUCCUCAAAUGGAACACAGAUAGCGUCGAGGAAUUCCUCAGUGAAAAGUUGGAACGUGUUUAAAUUUUGCUAAAAUUUUUGUCCUGUCCUUUUGUUACCUUCGCAGAUGAAACACUGCAGUACCUAGAAAUAAGUUCGUUUUUCUUCCUUCCAUGGAUCAUUCUUUUACUUGUCAGGCAUUAAAUAUCUGAUUAGAGGUUGAAGUCAGCUCAUACUAUCUGAGGAGUUGGCAAGCUUAACCAAGACAUAUUUUUAUAAAUUUCCAUCCUCACAUAUUUGUGAUAUCACUAAGAAAAUGAUUUGUAAUUGAUUUCUCAUUAAUUAUGCAGCUGCUACUUUAUGAUAAUAGCUCCAGUUUUAUGAACAACAGAUUUUGUAUCAGGGAGAUGAUUACUGUGCUUCAUGCAUGUGCUCUGUGCUCCUUGAAAGUAAUGACUGAAAACUACAAACCAAAAAAGAUUUGAUGAGAUUCGACAAGCUGCCAAUAGAAUGCCUGCUCUGCACAUUCUUUCAUAUUUUUGUAUUACCCAGAUUUCUUUUCAGUACAAGUAUUACGGUUUAUAAUGCUCUGCAUAAAAUCAUUGUGGCUUUAUUAUUUGGAAACACAGUUAAUAUCUGUAGUAGGAAUAAUAUGGACAAAGAUUUGCAUUAAUGAAGGCUACACAGGAAACCUUACUAAGGAUUUGUGUGGAUCUGACAAUUAGCAAAUUUUUGUACUUUAUAUUCUUACAAAACUAUUCAUUUAAAAAUUAUCAUUUGUAAGACUAAUGUAUAAAUAAAAAAAUUUCAGAA